AACAAAGUAAAAAAUCAGGCCCCAACACCUCACCCAACUCACGUGACGUGCCAAUCUCCGACCCGCAGGCCCAGUCAGUUCCAGCCGCUCAUUGUUCUCUCCGCCCAAAUUCUUCACCCAUAGCCAGUUAGCCUCGCCAUCCAACCCAAAUUCCCUCCAUAAUCUGUCCCUUCUCUCACAUUCCCUCACUCCACUCUCUCUGUGACACAGCAAUGGCAGCUUCUCUCACAAUCUCCAGGCUGCUCCCAUCCCCAUCCUCUCUUUGUAUUUCCUCAGCCGCCGCCACCUCCUCUCUCCUCCUUCCAAAGGCCUUCUCUUCGAGGAGGAUCUCCUUCACUUCCCUCCCGCUCACUCGUCGCCAUCUCCCCAAACCCCUCAGACUCUCAACCGCCAGGUCCACCAUCUCCGCUACCAUCGCCGUGGGCGAUAAGCUCCCGGAUUCCACUCUAUCCUACCUCGACGCCGAUGGUGAGGUCCAGACCGUCACGGUUUCCGAACUUACCAAGUCGAAGAAGGCCGUCUUAUUCGCUGUUCCCGGCGCUUUUACCCCGACCUGCUCGCAGAAGCAUCUUCCGGGAUUCGUGGAGAAGUCAGCGGAGCUUAAAUCCAAAGGAGUCGACACCAUAGCUUGCAUUUCGGUGAACGACGCCUUCGUCAUGAAGGCGUGGAAGGAGAACCUGAAGAUCAACGACGAGGUGCUGUUGUUGUCCGAUGGGAACGGGGACUUCACGAGGGCUAUUGGGUGCGAGCUCGAUUUGAGGGAUAAGCCCGUGGGUCUGGGAGUGAGAUCCAGGCGCUACGCGCUUCUAGCCGAAGAUGGGGUUGUCAAGCUGUUGAAUUUGGAAGAAGGCGGUGCCUUUACGUUCAGUGGCGCUGAGGAUAUCCUCAAAGUGCUGUGAUAAGCUUUUUGUUUUUGCUUUUGUUUGUUUUUUUUUUUUUAAUUUGUUUUUCCGCAAUGUUUACUCGUUCUGUUUUAUGAGUUAGAGGAUCGGUGUUCUGUUAUAGCUCAUUAGAUGGCCUGUUAUUAUUUUCAAUAAAAAUGGAUGGGAUGUUAUCAA
Molecule: messenger RNA, 1058 nt
Organism: Ziziphus jujuba (common jujube)
Lineage: Eukaryota; Viridiplantae; Streptophyta; Magnoliopsida; Rosales; Rhamnaceae
Product: peroxiredoxin-2E-2, chloroplastic
Exons: 1
Coding region: 213-899 (228 amino acids)
Biological process (GO): cellular response to oxidative stress; hydrogen peroxide catabolic process; cell redox homeostasis
Cellular component (GO): cytoplasm
Molecular function (GO): thioredoxin peroxidase activity
Source: RefSeq, a predicted model, not a curated record